Lodderomyces elongisporus is the source of this 1314-nucleotide messenger RNA. RefSeq names its product Dac1p (gene DAC1). Bases 1 to 1314 code for a protein of 437 amino acids. Gene Ontology annotation, biological process: N-acetylglucosamine catabolic process. Gene Ontology annotation, molecular function: N-acetylglucosamine-6-phosphate deacetylase activity. NCBI's taxonomy places the organism in Eukaryota, Fungi, Ascomycota, Pichiomycetes, Serinales, Debaryomycetaceae. The record is from RefSeq and is a predicted model, not a curated record. The transcript has a single exon.
AUGACGGUUACAAGAUUCACAAAUUGCCAUUUGAUAGAUAACGGAAAAGUUUACCAUGACCAGGAUCUUUACUUUGAUAAUGAGACAAGAAAGAUUUGUUCCGCACCUGCCUCAGCAAAUGAAAUAUCAAACACCAUCAACUUGAAAGGACAGAUGUUGGCACCUGGUUUGCUCGAUAUACAGAAUAACGGAAUCUACGGUUUGAAUUUCUCAAACUUGAAUGACAAGUCUUCGGCUCUGGAUAUUGCCGAUUUCAAGAGAUUUUACCAAGAUGCCAUGGCAAAGUACUUGACAACGGGUGUUACAGCUACUUGCCCCACCGUUACAUCCAAUUUCCCAAGCGUUUACCGCAAGGUGCUUCCCAUAUACAAACCAUCGAGAUUAGAAGAUCAAACCGACUCGCUUGGUGCACACUUGGAAGGCCCAUUUAUCAACUUGCAAAAGAAAGGUUGCCAUCCAACAGAAACUUUUGUAGAUGCAAAGGGAGGCGAAAGGAAAUUGCUUGAAGUUUAUGGAAGCUCAGAGUCAUUACGUGACAAUGUGUGCAUCAUUACUGCAGCACCCGAAAUUGACGGCGUACUUGACUUGAUACCAUUCAUCACAAAACACAAUAUUGUAUAUGCCAUUGGCCAUACCAUGACGGAUUAUGAAACCGGGGUGAAGGCAAUUGAGAAAGGAUGCACAAUGAUUACACACAUGUACAAUGCUAUGCCGCAGCCACACCACCGUAAUGCUGGAGUAGUCGGCUUGAUCAAUCUUCCCAACGGUGAAGGUACCAACACCGUUUCUCCUUCUCCCUCUAUUGCUUCAGCAAAGGAUAAAACACCUUAUUUUGGUUUGAUUUGUGAUGGGGUACAUGUUGAUCCUUCGAUGGCAAACCUUGCGUAUAGAUCCAACCCUGAAAAAUGUGUUUUAGUCACGGAUGCUAUGCACUUGAUUGGUUUGCCAGACGGCGAAUACAAAUGGGAUGGACAGAUCAUUGUAAAGACUGGCGAUAGACUCUAUUUAAAAGGAACAGAUACGUUGGCCGGUGCUGCAACCACAUUACCUCAAUGUAUUCGAAAUUUGAUGAAAUGGGCCAAUAUUUCAUUGGCAACUGCAGUGAAGCUCGCUACAAACAAUGCUGCUUUGUCCAUUGGUGUUGAAAAGGAGCGCGGAUACUUGAAUGUUGGCUGCGAUGCCGAUUUCAUCGUUUUAAACAAAGAGGGAUACGUGACAAGGGUGUUUAAACUCGGAAAUGAAAUCAAGUCGUCAGAUCUUUCGGUGGGCGAUUCAUCGUAUCCAGCAGAGUCCAGACUAGCCGCUGCUUUGUAG